This is a messenger RNA of Morone saxatilis (striped sea-bass), 782 nucleotides long. It is a transcript of the gene lamtor5, whose product is annotated as late endosomal/lysosomal adaptor, MAPK and MTOR activator 5. Lineage: Eukaryota; Metazoa; Chordata; Actinopteri; Moronidae. Gene Ontology annotation, molecular function: guanyl-nucleotide exchange factor activity. The record is from RefSeq and is a predicted model, not a curated record. The coding region runs from base 116 to 391 and encodes 91 amino acids. The transcript is spliced from 4 exons. Gene Ontology annotation, cellular component: lysosome; Ragulator complex; cytoplasm. Gene Ontology annotation, biological process: positive regulation of TORC1 signaling; cellular response to amino acid stimulus.
UCGCGCACGUGACGGUCAGCUGACGCCACCCGGAAGCUUCGAGGAAGCAGACAACCAUAACAACAAAACUUCACCCGCAAAACUUUAAUUUCCCAGUUCUUUAAGAUCGUUAACGAUGGAGUCGACCCUCGAGCAACAUCUCGACGACACCAUGAAGAACCCAGCAGUCGUCGGGGUGCUCUGCACGGACCAACAGGGACACAACCUGGGCUGUCGUGGCUCCCUGUCUGAUGAACAUGGUGGCGUUGUGUCCGUUUUGGCCAAACAAGCUGCAGCUCUCACCAGAGACCCGACAGACUCUCCGACUGUGUGCCUGGAGUCUGAGUCGGGAAACAUUCUGGUGAGGAGUCAUGGGACCAUCACAGUAGCAGUUCACAAGAUAGCGUCUUGAAGAAAACAGGACUCACCGAGGAGUUUUAUUUUAAAGAAAUGUAAUGUAAACACACAUAUAUAAAUAUAAUGACACAACCUGAAUUUACUUUCAGACCCUGUAUUUAAAAACCAGAACGUGCUUGCUUAGUUUCUAAUACUUGGAGUGUGAUUUCUUUCUUUUAUAUAAAACAUACUGUAUUUGCACAGCAAUGUGUCAGUAAUGCUAUUUUAUUGAUAUAAUGUACAAAUAAGGCAUGUUAAUGCUUUGUAUGUGUGUGUGUGUGCGUGUGUGUGUGUGUGUGUGUGUGCCUCUGUCGGUGUGUCUUUUUGUUCCAUAUCCUUAAAUCCAAGGCAGUCAUGCACAGAAUAACAACCUUUAAUAAACUUUAACUUGACUCCGUGCUGCCCUA